Molecule: messenger RNA, 5040 nt
Organism: Anastrepha obliqua
Lineage: Eukaryota; Metazoa; Arthropoda; Insecta; Diptera; Tephritidae
Gene: rols
Product: protein TANC2
Exons: 6
Coding region: 1-4470 (1489 amino acids)
Molecular function (GO): protein binding
Source: RefSeq, a predicted model, not a curated record
AUGGGGCCUGGCAUUGUCGUGAAGGAGUAUCUCCAAUCCAUUCGCCGCUUAUUGGAGCACGACAGCAGCGGUACGAUAUGCCCCAGUUGUCGCAUCUCUUUCGACAAGGGCAAACGCCGGAAAUUGAUCGACACCUGUGGACAUGAGCGUUGCUAUUCCUGUAUGUUUCGUAACGAUCAGUGUCCAAUGUGCAUGAAUAGCAAUAGUUCGUUGAAAGAUGUUGAUUGCAAUAGCAAUGCUCAAGGCUAUGACACGGGCAUCGGUGGUUCGACAUCGACAAUUGUCAGCCCUCUGGGCUCGCCGCAGCCACAACUGAGAUCGCAAGUGCAACAGCAACACCAUCAUCAACAGCAACAGUUGCUGCAGCUACAACAGCAACAGCAACAACGUUCAAAUGCUGCCGCAUUGGCGCGUUACAUGCAGCAUAACCGGCAGGAGUCCAUAUCCCCGGAAUAUCAUCGCUAUGCCAGCAUUGGUAAAUUGCCCAAAGCGCUGGCAGCAUCGCAGACAACAUAUACCGUUACAGCGGACAUACACCAAACCGGCAAUAAUAAUAACAAUACUAUUAGCAGCAGCAGCGGUAGCGGCAGUGGCAGCGUCAGCGUUAGCAACAGCAAUACCGUCAGCAGCACAGCAAGCAGCAGCAAUAACAACGCUCAUACUAAUAUCAACAAUAUCCAUUACAACAACACACCACAGUCUCAGUCUCAGCAACAUCAACAUCUACAACAGCCACAUUAUGCCGGCGAUGUAAUCAAUGCAUCUUCAUUUGCCACACCACCGACACGGCGACGUUUCUUUAAUCACAAGAAUUUGCGCAGCGCUCUGACCGGACACCGUCGCACCGCAUCGAAUGGUGGUGGGCCAACAGAUGCCGCUGCAGCGAUACUCGCCGAUGGCAACGAUGAUCAUGCGCUAACUGCUGCUGAGAAGCAAAAAGAUCAAUUGCGUGCCCGUCUCGGUUUGCUGCUGGACAGCGAUCAGAAUGGCAAUACGAACACAACAACCAGCAGCAGCUCGUCGCAGAAUGUCAGCCCCGAACAGACGCUAUCGAAUGGCUGCGCCAACGCAUUUGGCUCUCAACUCUCCGUGAUCACCAAGGAUGACACACUCAGCUUAGCUGGCAAGUUGAAUGCUUUGUCCGUAUCCACGGAUAACAGCGAAGUAUUCCCGGUGAAAGCACGCAAAACAGGCGUACGUCGUUCGGCACGCACUGGCCAAGUGACAGGUGGCGCCGGCAAGCGUAAUGCAAUCUACAAGCCGGCUACGGUACAACCAGUGCAGCUGGCUUUGAAGCCACUCUUUUUCGAAGUACCACUUCCCGAGCCGGAUCCACCAUUUGUUGGACGUCAGUGGCUGCUGCGCGAACUCUCCAACAUACUUACCGGCACCGAGACGCCAGGUGUGCUGAUCAACGGUAAUCCGGGUACUGGAAAAACGGCGCUCAUCUUGCAGUUAGUAGAGUAUUCGUGUUUCGGACGACGCAAGAACAGCAAUAGCACCAGCGAUCCAGACGGCAUCUAUUGUCCCAUCAAUCUUGGACAUGAUCGUAUACGUGCGUUGGCCGCACACAUUGUAGGCUAUCACUUCUGUCAGGCCGACUCGAACCUCACUUGUCUGGUGCCGGAUUUUGUACACUCGUUAGCCGCACAGCUUUGUCAGGCACCACAGCUGGAGGCCUAUCGUGAGUAUUUGCUCAGCGAGCCGCACCUACAGGACAUAUUGAGUGUAAAGGAGUGUAUUGCUGAUGCCGAACGUGUCAUGCGCAUGGCCAUUUUGGAGCCGUUGAUUGUGCUAAAGCGCGCUGGCAAGAUACCGACUAAGACGUGCGUUAUACUCGUCGAUGCGUUGUGCGAGGCAGAGUACCAUCGUCCUGAUCACGGACAUACGAUCGCCACAUUUCUUGCCAAGAUGACGCAACAUUUUCCGUCAUGGUUGAAAGUUGUUGCCACUGUGCGCACGCAGAUGUUAGAAUUCGUCAAAGGCUUAUCGUAUACGAAAAUGACGCUCGACAGCUGGGCCUCCAAUGAUCUGCUACAGAAAGACAUGCUGGACUACAUCACAUUCCGUGUGAACCACAGCGUGGAAAUACAAAACAAUAUUGCUGCUGUGAAGGAUCACAGCAGUGGGCAGCUUAAGUUUAUUGGCCACUUGCAAGCGCUGACGAAGGGCUCUAUGUUGUACGCCAAGCUGAUACUCGACCUUAUCGAACGCGGUCAGUUGGUGAUCAAAUCGACCAGCUACAAAGUGUUGCCAGUGAGUUUGGCGCAAAUCUUUUUACUGCACUUUAAUCUGCGUUUCCCCACCAACAGCAGCUUCGAAAAGGCCGCGCCCAUACUCAAUGUCUGUUUAGCUGCAUUGUAUCCGCUCACCUUAAACGAAAUCUACUACACUAUUUGCGCCAUGAAAACGGACGAGGUGCUUAGCUGGGAUGAGUUUCUGCAGCGCUUCAAGUUGCUGGACGGCUUUCUUAUACGUCGCAUCGACAACACCUAUAUGUUCUUUCACUCGUACUUCCGCGAGUGGUUGAUUAGGCGCGACGAAGGCGAAUCGUCGAAAUUUCUCUGCGAUUUUCGUCUGGGGCAUGCAGCCAUCGCGUUUCGCUUGUCGCGCAUGCAGGCGCCACUCGAUCCAGAGCAGACCAUGGAGCUCGGCCAUCACAUGCUGAAGGCGCAUAUCUAUCGCAACUGUCAAGGACCGCAACUACCGCGCGAUAUGCAAUCAUUCUGGGUCGCUUCAGUCACCGACAACAUAUCUGCAGCGCUCGGCUCGUUACGCAACGUCUACAGUCCAAAUCUGAAAGUUUCGCGUUUAAUACUAUUGGCGGGUGCUUCGCCACACUACAGCACCGAGUUUAUGGGCGAUGCAACAAUACUCUGCAUUGCAGCACAUGAGGGCAUCGUGCCGAUGGUGAGCUUGCUGCUGGAAUUUGGUGCCGAUGUGAGUCUGACGAAUAGCCAAGGCUGUACGCCGCUCAUACUGGCCGCCAUACGCGGUCACGCAGACGUCGUGCGUUUACUUGUCGCCGCGGGCAGCAGUUUGGGUCAGACCGACACAACACAGCGUUGCGCACUCGUGCAUGCGGCGCGUACUGGACGCUUGAACGUGGUGAAAUAUUUACUGGCCUGCGAUUGGACGCCACGUCCAAACUCGCACGAUGUCAGCUUGGCAGUGGGACUACAGCAAUCACUGAUCGCAGCAGCUGCACAGGAUCAUGUCACAAUAGUUGAAGAUCUGCUCGAAAUCGACGGCAUCAAUGUGAAUCUAAUGGAUGAGGCAUGCGGCGAUCUGCCACUAACAGCAGCCGCACGUAAUGGUUGCAGCGACGCGGUCGCCAUAUUGCUAUCGAAAGGCGCACGCAUUGAUGCGCGCAACAAGCAGGACUUCACUGCGCUCUGGCUGGCGGUGAAGGAAGGGCACUGGGCGGUGGUGGAGAAACUGAUACAAAACGGCGCCGACAUCGAUGAGCCGGUGACCGCAGCGCGCAAAACACCACUCAUGAUUGCCGCUGAAGAGGGGCACAUCGAACUGCUGGAGUUAUUGAUCGAACGCGGUGCUUCGUUGGAGGCGCAGGAUGAGGAGGGCUUUACCGCGCUCUCGUGGGCAUGCUUGCGCGGUCGUCAAGCCGCGGCCAAGUGUCUGAUCGAGCGCGGCUGCAACCGCAACCAUGCCGACAACAAUGGACGCACGCCACUCGACUUGGCGGCAUAUCAAGGCUCUGCGGCACUGGUGCUCUACUUGUUAGAGCAGGGCGCCAACAUAGAGCACAUCGACGUGAAUGGCAUGCGGCCGUUAGAUCGUUCCAUUGCAUGCCGCAACAUACAAGUGGUGCAGGUAUUUCUGCGACGCGGCGCAAAACUAGGGCCGACCACGUGGAGCAUGGCCAUGGGUAAACCGGAGAUUUUGGUAGUGCUGCUGAACAAAUUACUGGAGGAUGGCAAUGUAUUGUAUCGGAAAAACCGUUUUCACGAUGCGGCGCAUCGCUAUCAAUAUGCGUUGCGUAAGAUCUCGUGCCUGGAGAAUUUGCUAGAGCGAAGCGCAAUAUUUGCGCAGCUGCGCACGAAUCUGUUGCUGAAUCUGUCGCGCUGCAAGCGAAAGUUAAAUGAACUUGACGAAUCCAUCGAUUUAGCUACGCAAGCCAUUGCUCAGAAACCCGCCAGUUAUGAGGGCUAUUAUGCACGCUCCAAGUCGCGCAUGGAGAGCGGCGAUUUCCACGAGGCGCUCGUCGAUGCCAACGAAGCCAUGCAGAAGGCAAUGCAAAGUGGCGUCUCAGCCGAGGUUGUCGAAGUGCUAAAGCGCAUACAGGCCGAGCUGCUAGCACGCACCAGCAACGAAUCGUGCGCGACAGUAGGAAACGGAGGUGGCGCAGCAGCGCGCGCCAGCGCUAAUGCUUAUGAAGAGUAUGCGCUCAGCUGUGCUGACUUAGGGGUCGUGGGCUUGCCAACGCAGAACGAGAGUUCGGAUCUGUAGCGUGUGCGGCUCAUGUGACACACAAGCUGAAGUGAAUUUUUGCAAAUUCAGAUUUUAUUAUUUUAAAAUUAUUUCGUUUUUUGGUUUUUUUUUUUUAUUAAGUUUAUUUUGCACUGCAUUUCUUUAAAAUGGAGCUAAAGAUUUGGCGCAGCCAGCAUUUUUAAUAUAAUAAUAAUUAUUGAAAUAAAAGUUUUAUUUAGUUAACGUAGCUGCCUACAUACAUACAUACUUAUAAAAAAAUAUUAAGUUUACAUUUUAAAUGCCUUGUAUUUAUUUGUGUUUGUGCUUCUCUUGCAUUUUAUUAUUAUUGCAAAUUUGUGCAAAACUUAAUUAAUCUGCGGAAGAGCAAGAAAAAGCUAUGCUAAUCUGUCCCUAAAAAAUAUUUUUAAAAGCUAAAUAAAAAUUUCUUGCUGCCGGUUUUUGUUCGAUGUUUCACACUCUUUCUGCUAUGUUUCUCCGCUCCGCAAUAAUUCAAUAUAAAAUAUAUUUUAUAAUACUUACGUUAGCAAUUCAUUAAAAUAUAAAAUAAAAAAAUCAACGUUUUCAUCUGCAUGUAAAAAUUCAUUCAAU